Molecule: messenger RNA, 1636 nt
Organism: Staurois parvus
Lineage: Eukaryota; Metazoa; Chordata; Amphibia; Anura; Ranidae
Source: the annotation of a GenBank genome assembly
UUGAAGGUACAGUCUCAAGCCACUAAUAACAAUGCCAGCUCAACUCCUUCAAGAAAGGUUCAGUCUUCAGCCCCUAAAGUACGCAGGACUGUGAGCAGUCGAGUCCACGAAGCAGUGAAAGCCAUAGCUUUGUGUCACAAUGUUACACCAGUUUAUGAAUCACGAGCUGGAGUAAACUAUGAAACGGAGUAUGCUGAAGUUGACCAAGACUUUUGUGAUGAAAACCGCACCUACCAAGCAUCAAGCCCUGAUGAGGUGGCCCUUGUAAAGUGGACAGAAAGUGUUGGACUUACUCUUGUCAACAGAGAUUUGACCUCUAUGCAGCUUAAAACCCCUAGUGGACAGAUUUUGACUUUCUUCAUUCUUCAGAUCUUUCCUUUUACUUCUGAGAGCAAACGAAUGGGAAUCAUAGUGAGGGAAGAGUCUUCAGGAGAAAUCACCUUCUAUAUGAAAGGUGCUGAUGUCGCCAUGGCUAGCAUUGUUCAGUAUAAUGAUUGGUUAGAGGAGGAGUGUGGAAAUAUGGCGAGAGAAGGAUUACGUACUCUAGUAGUUGCCAAAAAAUCAUUAUCAGAAGAACAAUAUCAAGAUUUUGAGAAUCGAUAUAACCAAGCCAAGUUAAGUAUGCAUGACAGAACAUUAAAGGUGGCAGCUGUGGUAGAGAGUCUGGAGAGAGAGAUGGAAUUGCUUUGUUUAACCGGUGUUGAAGAUCAACUGCAAGCUGAUGUCAGACCAACUCUGGAAAUGCUGAGAAAUGCAGGGAUAAAGAUCUGGAUGCUCACAGGUGAUAAAUUGGAGACUGCAACUUGUAUAGCAAAAAGUUCUCAUCUAGUAUCAAGAAACCAGGAUAUUCACAUAUUUAGACUAGUAAGCAGUCGAAGCGAAGCUCACUUGGAACUUAAUGCUUUCCGAAGAAAACAUGACUGUACCUUGGUAAUAGCAGGGGAUUCUCUUGAGGUGUGUUUGAAGUAUUAUGAGCAUGAAUUUGUUGAACUUGCCUGCCAGUGUCCUGCUGUUGUGUGCUGCCGAUGUUCACCAACACAGAAAGCUCAGAUUGUAAAGCUCUUACAGCAACACACAGGAAAACGCACAUGUGCUAUAGGGGAUGGAGGUAAUGAUGUGAGCAUGAUCCAAGCAGCUGACUGUGGGAUUGGCAUAGAAGGAAAGGAGGGAAAACAGGCUUCCCUUGCAGCUGACUUUUCCAUCACGCAGUUUAAGCACAUUGGCCGACUUCUGAUGGUACACGGUCGAAACAGUUAUAAAAGAUCAGCAGCACUGGGACAGUUUGUUAUUCACAGGGGCCUUAUUAUUUCCACUAUGCAGGCUGUGUUUUCCUCAGUAUUCUAUUUCGCAUCUGUUCCUUUGUACCAGGGAUUCCUAAUGGUAGGAUAUGCAACAAUCUACACAAUGUUUCCUGUGUUUUCCUUGGUGCUGGAUCAAGACGUGAAACCAGAAACUGCCCUUCUCUACCCAGAGCUAUAUAAAGACCUCACAAAGGGAAGAUCCUUGUCUUUUAAAACCUUCCUCAUCUGGGUUUUAAUCAGCAUUAUACCAAGGUAAGAGAGACUCAUUUAGGCAGACGAAAGGAUUUUUGUCUGCCAUUAUUGUUUUCCUUCCAGGUUUGCUUCCGCCAGCUUAA